Molecule: messenger RNA, 3192 nt
Organism: Scomber scombrus (Atlantic mackerel)
Lineage: Eukaryota; Metazoa; Chordata; Actinopteri; Scombriformes; Scombridae
Gene: gata4
Product: GATA binding protein 4
Exons: 6
Coding region: 232-1392 (386 amino acids)
Biological process (GO): cell fate commitment; positive regulation of transcription by RNA polymerase II; negative regulation of transcription by RNA polymerase II
Cellular component (GO): nucleus
Molecular function (GO): DNA-binding transcription factor activity, RNA polymerase II-specific; RNA polymerase II cis-regulatory region sequence-specific DNA binding; zinc ion binding
Source: RefSeq, a predicted model, not a curated record
CUCUUCUCUCUCAUAUCUCCUCUCGGUUUAUUUUUAAUUUUAUGCAUGCUGUGGUUGUUUUGGUUGACUGAGGAGCAGCUCUGAUUUCUGUAAGGACAGAGCUUUACGGAUGUAUUAAAACGCGAUUUUAUUUUAUUUUUUGCAAUAAUACUCUACAAACCUGUGCGUAAGUGUAUCCAUAUUAUCGUUAUUACUUCUAUCAACACGGAUGUGCAGCUUAACGGAGAGGAUAUGUACCAGGGCAUAAUGACCACCAACCACGGACCCCCCUCCUAUGAGGCCGGAUUUCUCCACAACGCAUCGACGGGCACCUCGCCGGUUUAUGUGCCAACUACCCGGGUCGUCACCCCCAUGAUCCCGGCUCUGCCUUACCUCCAGGCGCCCGGUGCGUCGCAACAGAGCAGCCCCGUGUCAAGCCACUCUGCUUGGACACAGCCGGGCGCCGAGUCGGUGCCCUCGUACAACCACUCCCCGGUGUCUCCGCGCUUCACCUUCUCCACUAGCCCGCCUCUGUCCUCCGGGGUGGCCGCGGCCAGGGAGACGGCAGCCUCUUACACCAGCCCGCUAACCAUCUCUGCAAACGGGAGGGAGCACUACGGCGCCCGGAGCCUCAGCGGGUCUUACCAUAGCCCUUACCCGGCUUACAUGAGCCCGAACGUGGGCGGAACAUGGCCGGCAUCUCCUUUCGAAAACCCGGUCCUGCACGGUCUCCAAACUGGCGUUCCCCCGGGGACAACACGGCACCCAAAUAUUGACCUUUUUGAUGACUUUGCUGAGGGGCGAGAAUGUGUGAACUGUGGGGCAAUGUCGACCCCUCUUUGGAGGCGGGAUGGUACGGGCCACUACUUGUGUAAUGCCUGCGGACUGUACCACAAGAUGAAUGGCAUCAACAGACCUCUUAUCAAACCCCAAAGACGACUGUCUGCUUCGAGGAGGGUGGGCCUGUCCUGCACCAACUGUCACACCACCACCACCACCCUGUGGCGACGAAAUGCAGAGGGGGAGCCAGUCUGUAACGCUUGUGGCCUUUACAUGAAACUUCAUGGGGUCCCACGACCCCUGGCUAUGAAGAAAGAGGGGAUCCAGACCCGCAAACGCAAACCAAAGAACCUCAACAAGUCCCAAACUGGGACUCCCGGCAUUGAGGGGACUCCAGUAACACCAAGCAGCACUCCCCGCGCCCCGACCACCACAGACGAGCCUCGCCAGAUAAAGACAGAGCCGGAGACUCACAGCUUGUAUACACACCACAACACGCAAACACAGAUCUCAGCCCUGCCAGCUUACAUGGCAGUUCAAGGAGGGGCCAUUCCUCUCAAGAUGUCCCCUGGGGGCCACAUUGGAUCUUCUAGCUCAAAAGCUGAACCCUGGAACAACUUAAUCCUGGCUUAGAAGACCUGCAGACCCAGCAUCUAAAACCGUAUAUUGUGUAUAUUGUGUAAGCUCUCCUGAGUGGCUCCUACAGUGCCUUCAGUGCAAUGCUCCGGGACGGAAAUGUGGAUGCCACAACAGAAAUGUGGAUCUUUAACAGCUCUGAGAUACUGCGUGCAGAAUCAGAGCAAGGGAGGAGGACUGAAUGGAGAAUCUUUAAAGAGCAGCACUGUGAUAAUAUCCAUCCGCCCAAGUAUAUGAAAAACAGGUAAAAAAGGGAACUUAUUUGUCACUCUCACCUGUUCUAUCGUGUCAGUGCAGGAUCGUUAAGUGCUUUCAACAUAAAACAGUGUCAAAUAACAGGAAAGGCCAGACUUUAUUUCCUUGAGUGAAUUUAUAUUUCAAUAUAUUUGUUCUUCAUUUUAAGAAUUUGCAUAUCAUUAUUUACAAAUUACCAAAGGAGAAAAGGGACAGACGUAACAUGUAAAAAAAAUACAGAAACCCUUAUGUCAAAGGUAGAACCAUAGCAGUUUUGGAGCAAGUCUACUUAAAGGGUCAGUUCACCCAAACCUUCUCUCUCUCUCUCUCUCUUCUCUCUCUCUCUCUCUCUCUCUCUCUCUCUCUCUCUCUCUCUCUCUCUCUCUCUCUCUCUCUCUCUCUCUCUCUCUCUCUCUCUCACACUGACACACACACACACACACACACACACACACACACACACACACACACACACACACACACACACACACACACACACACACACACACACACACACACACACACACACACACACACACAAACAAACAAACCGUGUUUGUAUUUCAGUUAUUUGAGGAUCACAAAUUUCCAUUCAUCUCAGUUGAAAUGGAUGAUGCAGCAGAAAUCAAUGCAGCAGAUAUAUGUUGAGAUAUGAUUGGAGGAAAAUAAGAUUUUUCCUUUUAAUUUUGGGUGAACUGACCCUAUAAGUAUGCAACAUUUGUUGGCAAUCACUGACUAUGGUCAGGUAUUGCCAUUUGUUUUGAUACCCAUUAGUUUUAAAGUACAAGUACAUCUAACUCUACAAAGACAAACUUACUCAAGACAUCCAUCACUCCUAAACUUUGUUUCCACGGCCUCCAGUAAAAAUCAAUAACCCCAUCUCAGUGCAUAGCAACCACUCCCUGGUGGCCUGUUGUUUCCGGUACAGUUUUCACUGUGUGUGUGUGUGCGUCUUUGUCCUUUGAUUUAAAGUAUAAGAAACAAAUGUCAGCACUGACAUAUAUUUGACACAAAAAAUACAUGAUUAACUACCUAUGCAGCAAAAGUUUCAUGAUGUGGAUGAACUGGCACACAGCUCCCUCUGCUGUCACAAGUGUAGACUUGCAUCCACAAGAAGGGUUGACUUCCUCUGGCAUCUUCAACAAUCUUGCAAGUAUUUAUUAUUAGAGGCACAACCCCAAACAACAUGAUUAUCUGAAUAUCAUCUAUGAGCUGAAAGUUCUUUGAUAAACAGUAUGAAAGAGUUCUGUAUGAUGACUGUACAGUAUUUUAGCUAUACUUAAUGCUUUAAUUUGCUUGUUAAAAGCAUGGGCGCAGCAUGUGUAAAAUUGGGAUACCUUCACAUGUAAUUAUCACCAUAACAAAUAUAUGAACAUAUAUGUAAAAAAAAAACAACCUCCACUCCAGUAUAAUUGUGUAAUACACCAUUUGUGAUAUAUUGUAAGUAAACACAGAGGACACAGCGAGAGGUGGAUGUAUGUUUGUAGACUUUCUCUGUGAAGCCUGUGUAGCUCUACUGAGCAAACCAAUAAAGACGAAGCAUUGUGACAUAAUGCAAAUAUG